AUGUCCAAAGUGGCCAAAUACCGGCGACAAGUUAGUGAAGAUCCAGAUAUAGACAAUUUAUUGUCUACUUUGUCUCCAGAGGAGAUGGAGGAGCUGGAAAAGGAGCUGGAUGUGGUGGAUGCGGAUGGGAGCAUCCCCGUGGAGCGCAGUCAGACAAACCAAUCAGAAAACUCCUUACCUGGCCCACAAAACUGUGACACGGCGCUCAACCACCACGACAAGGACACCAGGAGGCUCCUGCAGCGGGAGCACUCGAUAGACGAAAGCAGGUUGAGCAAGAAUGAGGGAGACAAAAAUCAAGAAGAAAAAGGAAAAGAAUCUCCUUCCAAAGAACUGGCCCAGAAACAAGAUGCUAAAGUGGGGAAAGACUCGAAAAAGGAAGAAAGUGCUCAGAAAACAGACCUGAAAGGUAAAGCUGAGACUGAGACCAAGAGCAAAGAGAACAAAGCUAUGAAUGAUAAAGUAAAGGCCAUGGAAAAAAAGCUGAUGGGGAAGGACAAGAAGGAGGAAGAGAAGGGUUCAGUGUUGAAGAAGGACACAGGGAAGAACAAAAAGGAGGAAGAGAAGAGCUCAGAGUUGAAGAAAGAUGCAGGGGAGGAUAAAAAGGAAGAAGAGAACAGCUCAUGUUUUAAAAAGGAGGAUGCAGGGAAGGAUAAAAAGGAAAAAGAGAAGGUCUCAGCAGCAAAGGAGGAGACAGAGAAGGAAAAAAAGCAAGAAGAAAAGGAUUCAGCAUCAAAGGACACAGGGAAGGACAAAAAGGAGGAGAACAGAUCAGAAUCAAAGAAACAGGCAGAAAAAGACUUAAGAGGGGAAGGUAAAAAAGAAAAUGAUAAAAAAGAAGAGGAAAAGGCUUCAGCUGUGAAAAAAUCCAAGGCAGAUGAGAAUGAUAAAUCCCAGACAGAAGCAGAAAAGGCAGAAAAGGUGGAAGAGAAACAGGAGGCCAAGGCAGCAGCCGGGAGCAGCCCUUCCAAGUCUUCCUCCAGCAGCUCUGCAGAUCAAGCCAAGGAUGAUGAAGCCUCCAGCAUCUUUGACGAGCUCAUCGAGAAGGUGAAGAACAAUGACGCUGAGGUGACCGAGGUCAACGUGAACAACUCUGACUGCAUCAACAACGAGACCCUGGUGCGCUUCACUGAGGCCCUGGAGUUCAACACUGUGGUCAAGGUGUUUGCCCUGGCAAACACCCGCGCUGAUGACCACGUGGCCUUUGCCAUUGCCAUAAUGCUCAAGUCCAACAAGGUGCUGACAAGCAUCAACUUGGACUCCAACCACAUCACAGGCAAGGGUAUCCUGGCCAUUUUCCGGGCCCUGUUGCAGAACAACACACUGACAGAGCUACGUUUCCACAACCAGCGGCACAUCUGUGGGGGGAAAACAGAGAUGGAGAUUGCCAAGCUCCUGAAAGAGAACACCACACUCCUGAAGCUGGGUUACCACUUCGAGCUGGCUGGGCCACGCAUGACUGUCACCAACCUGCUGAGCCGAAACAUGGACAGGCAGAGGCAGAAACGCCUCCAGGAGCAGAAACUGGCACAGGAACGGGGGGAGAAGAAAGACCUCCUGGAGGUGCCCAAGCCUGGAGCACUGCCAAAGGGGUCCCCCAAGGCAUCCCCGCAGCCAUCCCCCAAGGCUUCCCCCAAAAGCUCUCCCAAGAAAGGAGGGGCACCCACCAUACCACCCCCACCUCCUCCUCCACUUGCCCCACCACUGAUGAUCAACGAGAACCUGAAGAACUCUCUCUCGCCAGCCACACAGAGGAAGUUGGGAGACCGGGCGUUGCCAGUCCAGGAGAAGAACUCUCGAGACCAGCUCCUGGCAGCCAUUCGCUCCAGCAACCUCAAACAGCUCAAGAAGGUGGAGUUGCCGAAGCUGCUGCAGUAG
This is a messenger RNA of Agelaius phoeniceus (red-winged blackbird), 1878 nucleotides long. RefSeq names its product leiomodin 1 (gene LMOD1). Gene Ontology annotation, molecular function: tropomyosin binding; actin binding. Gene Ontology annotation, biological process: pointed-end actin filament capping; actin filament organization; muscle contraction. NCBI's taxonomy places the organism in Eukaryota, Metazoa, Chordata, Aves, Passeriformes, Icteridae. Gene Ontology annotation, cellular component: striated muscle thin filament; myofibril; cytoskeleton. The record is from RefSeq and is a predicted model, not a curated record.